AUCGUAAUCAUUCUACAUGAAACGAUAAUUUCCAAUUUGGAUUAAUAUUAGCUGGAUUUGUAUUCAUUGUUUGUACACAUCCCCCAUAAAUUAAUUUAACUCCAUGUUAUUGUCCGUCACUAUAUAUCGAGUAUUAAAUAGUAGUAGCAGUAGUAGUAUAAUUGGUUUGUUUGGAGUGGGAGACCUGAAAAGCAUCUUUCUAGACAAUCAUUUGAUUUUAUAGGAGAAAGUCAAAUCAAAGUUGGCAUAAGUUUGAUGCAGAGUUUGUUAUGAAUGGGCCUGAACCAGUAUUUGUAAAUGGGCCAGUGGAAUGGGAUCCAGGGUGAUAAAUAGUGCCUUGUGGGAGCAAUUGGGAUUAUGCGAACUUCUUAUCUCCUUUCUUCGAGUCUGAGCUUGUCAUCCCCAUUCUUUGUUUACUGUUUCAUUUCUUAGUUUUCCAAUUGCAAAACUGAUCCAUAUGUUAUUCUAAAACUUGGAGAUAAGGUAAUACGGAGCAAAAGAAACAGUCAAACUACUGUUAUUGGACCUCCUGGAGAGCCUAUAUGGAAUCAGGAUUUUCACAUGUUUGUCACAAACCCCACGAGACAAAAGCUAUAUAUAGAAGCAAAGGAUUCCCUUGGAUUUACAGACUUGAGUAUCGGCUCAAGAGAGGUCGAUCUUGGAUCUCUCGAAGAUACUGUACCAACAGACAUAAUAGUGGUCCUCAAAGGCUGGGGACUACUGAGACCAAGGCCUGUAGGAGAGAUUAUACUGCGACUUACAUAUAAGGCUUAUGUCGAAGAUGAGGAGGAUGAAAAGAUUGAAGCAAGAUCCAUGGAUUUGGAUGUUUCAGAUGAUGAAUUGUCCGACUUCGAUGAACGAGAUACUGCUGUCUAUGAGCAGCUUGGGAAGAGUAUGUCAAGUGGAACAGAUAAAGAAUCAUUUAUGGAUUUAUUAGCAGCAUUAAUUGUCAGCGAGGAAUUCCAAGGGAUUGUGGCAUCUGAAACAGGCAAUGGUAAAUCUGUAGAUGAGUUUAAAACUGGAGUGUCAACAUCAAGACAACAUACUCCUGCUAGAUCUGUAGAGCAAAAGUCUGAUACUUUUCCUGAAAAUUUUGGAGAAUCAGCCCUGUUUUGGCUAGCGAUUAUUACAAGUAUAUCAGUUCUAAUUGCUCUCAAUGUCAGUGGUUCUAGCAUUUUCAAUCCAUGAAUAACGAAACAAAAUAAAACUGAUAGCCCCUGUAACGAAUACAAUAUAGAGCUUCUGCGGGAAUGAUUCUGCCUAACCACACAGUUGUCACCACUCUGGGAUUGCCCGAACAGAAACCUUAUAUUCAAGGUUUUGUUCCUAGAUUUUAUUCGGACUUUAGUGAGGAGAAUCUUGAGACUCAUUGAGUACGGUGGAUUGUACUAACGUUCUCUUUUGGAAACCUAUGUUGGUCUGCGGUACAACGUAGGUUCCAGUUUUGCAGACAAACAAGCUUCAGGCUAGAGAUCAUCGCUCUCCGUGCUUUUGGUAGCUCCACUUCUUGCUUUCGGUGGGGACUCGUAUAUGUUUAUUCAUUUAUUCCUUUAUUUAGCAUUUGUUUUGGGAUUAGUCAGAAACCCUAUGUCCUGUGCAUUUCCUUUAGUACUUUAGUAGAGGCUUCAUAGACGUGUUUUAGUGGAUAACAAUACUUGGCAUCAUUUUCAGUAGAUUUCAGUAUUUAUGGAUUUCGAGAUUCAUUUGGAUUAUUUU
This is a messenger RNA of Lycium ferocissimum, 1716 nucleotides long. RefSeq lists its product as uncharacterized. The record is from RefSeq and is a predicted model, not a curated record. Bases 562 to 1188 code for a protein of 208 amino acids. The transcript has 6 exons. Lineage: Eukaryota; Viridiplantae; Streptophyta; Magnoliopsida; Solanales; Solanaceae.